CCAUGUUUAGACAUUAGCGGCUAACCUGGCCAGCUGGUCCCCAGCUGCAUUAACUUGUUGCUUUUCAAGCCUUCUCUGGAGGCUCUUCGUGCCUUCUGGCUGCCUCUGUGCCCGCUCUGAGUGGGGAAUCCCCAGGCUUCCUUGAGGAUGGAGGAAGCCCCAGGGCAGUGGACGAUAUUAACGGACCUGACAAUGACUCUGAACCAUGUCACCAUGCGCCAGGGCACGGCGGGCGUGCAGCCGCAGCAGCAGCGCUGGAGCAUCCCUGCCGAUGGCAGGCAUCUCAUGGUCCAGAAGGAGCCCCUGCAGUACGGCCAGCGCAGCCGUCCCCCCGCCGCUCCCGAGGACCCCUGCCGCCGGAGCUGGUCCUCCGACUCCACGGACUCAGUCAUCUCUUCCGAGUCCGGGAACACCUACUACCGGGUGGUCCUCAUCGGGGAGCAGGGGGUGGGCAAGUCCACUCUGGCCAACAUCUUUGCGGGUGUCCAUGACAGCAUGGACAGCGACUGCGAAGUGCUUGGAGAAGAUACAUAUGAACGAACACUGAUGGUUGAUGGGGAAAUUGCAACAAUUAUCCUCCUGGACAUGUGGGAGAACAAGGGGGAGAGUGAGUGGCUGCAGGACCACUGCAUGCAGGUCGGGGAUGCCUACCUGAUCGUCUACUCCAUCACGGACCGAGCCAGCUUCGAGAAGGCGUCUGAGCUGAGGAUUCAGCUCCGCAGGGCCCGGCAGACCGAGGACAUCCCGAUAAUCCUGGUUGGCAACAAAAGUGACCUGGUGCGGUGCCGGGAAGUGUCUGUAUCAGAAGGGAGAGCGUGUGCUGUGGUGUUUGACUGCAAGUUCAUCGAGACCUCUGCGGCCGUCCAGCACAACGUCAAGGAGCUGUUUGAAGGCAUCGUGCGGCAGGUCCGCCUCCGGCGGGACAGCAAGGAGAAGAACGAGCGGCGGCUGGCCUACCAGAAGCGGCGGGAGAGCAUCCCCAGGAAAGCCAGGCGCUUCUGGGGCAAGAUCGUGGCCAAAAACAACAAGAACAUGGCCUUCAAGCUCAAGUCCAAAUCCUGCCACGACCUCUCGGUGCUCUAGGCACCCAGAGUCACCCGCUGUCCCGCAGAGGACAUCACUGAAGGCCGCUGGGACCCAUAAUCUAUAUUAGAUUGGAUUCUUAAGUAUCGUUAGAUGUGGCUUCCCCUAUUGUAGCUGGGAACUAAUGUGCUAGCCUGCUGGGCAACCGUAUGCAUGGGAAAUGAAAGGGCUUCGUGAGGAGUCAGUAUUCACUUACAGGAAAAGCCUGACCUUUGCUGUCUGAACACCCAAGACUCAUUAGAGGGCGUGGUCGGGGUUCACGUGUUUCUUCUCUCCUUUCGCAGAUGGAGAAUCGAAGCCUACCAGAGAAUGCCUGGACAUGAACUUUUCCUUGUAAAAAUUUUGCCUGGUGUUCUGAUAUGUUAUUUGAGGCCACUCAGUCGGUCCUAGGCAAAUAUAGGAAAGCUGUCAAAGGAGUUUUGCAAAGGAAAGAGAACCUCUGUCUUUGUAGCUUUUAUUUGUGGAGCUAGAACUGCAUAACUGGGUUCAUCAAGGUCAUCACUGUCAUUGCUCCGUGAAGCUGUGAGAGAUGAUGGAUUUGCUGGAAACGAAAGCUUAGCAAACUAUUUUUGUUCAGUGCCCAUAGUUGGUGAUCCAGAAAUCUGUAGAAUUGGGAAUUGAUACAUGUACCACUAAUGGGUUCAAAAAUUGUGUAUUUACUAUUGUGUCUUAAAUUUUUUUAUUUAGGGGGAAAUUAUUUUAAUCAGAUUCUAUUUAGCCAAACCACAUUUUCUGUUGCAUUGUUUUUAAAAUCAUGGGGACAUCAUAAAAAUAUUUUUAACAUCUAAAUUACAGAGAACAUAGAGUGCAAAAUGCCAGAUUUUAAAAUAUAAUCGAAGCUCUGCAUUUUUGUAAAACACAAAAUAUAAAUACUUCCAGCAUUUUGGGUUGACCCUUGUAUGCCACAGCUCUGCUCUAUUUAUUAUUAUUUUGCAAAAUAACAACCAUUGUAACAUUUGAUAAAGCAUAUUUAUGAACCUGUUUCUUAUUAAGAAAAACACCCAUUUUAUUACCAUUUUCUAUCUUUUUCAGAAUAUUCAAGUUUUUACCUAUAUGUCUUAUAAUAAAAUAAAUAAAAUCUUUGGGAAAAAAAAGGCAUUCCUAAAUGUUUUUCCUCUCCAGGAAGAUGAUUGUGAUCAUUUUGGUAUAGCUUCCAGAGCAAGCAAAUUAUAAAGAAACCUACCUAUCAUUUUAUUUCUUCUUUUCAUUGGCAAUAGCCUAGUAAUUAUCUGUUUUAAAGAGUAUUCCUGACAUCUGUCCUUUGGGACGUGAUUCACAAUAAUGCAAAGUGAUUUUCAGCUGAUACAGUUAGGCAGUAUUUGAAGUCACAUAAAUGCUAAGUUACAAUAAAAGAGAGAUUGAUUUUUA
This is a messenger RNA of Capra hircus (goat), 2451 nucleotides long. It is a transcript of the gene GEM, whose product is annotated as GTP binding protein overexpressed in skeletal muscle. Gene Ontology annotation, biological process: negative regulation of high voltage-gated calcium channel activity. NCBI's taxonomy places the organism in Eukaryota, Metazoa, Chordata, Mammalia, Artiodactyla, Bovidae. The record is from RefSeq and is a predicted model, not a curated record. Gene Ontology annotation, molecular function: GTPase activity; calcium channel regulator activity; GTP binding. Gene Ontology annotation, cellular component: plasma membrane. The coding region runs from base 148 to 1083 and encodes 311 amino acids. The transcript is spliced from 5 exons.